GGGUCAAACGAAGAUGUUGAAGCACUCGAGAAGUUGUUUGAAGCACUGGAUUUUAAAGUGAAAAUUGAAAGAAAUAAGGGAAGAAAAGAGAUUUUAGAGAUAUUAGAUGACAUUGCUCAAUAUGAUCACACACACUAUGACUGCUUUGUUUUAUGGCUUAUGAGUCAUGGCCAAGAUGGUCAAUUCUAUGGGUCCGAUGGAGAGACAGUUCCCAUUGAGUCUGUGCGAGACUUUUUGAGUAGUACAGAAUGUCCAACGUUAAAGGGAAAGCCAAAAAUCAUUUUUAUUCAGGCAUGCAGAGGUCCCCGUAAAGAACAAGGUGUUGUAGCUGAUGCUCCACAGAGCCCCACCGAGCAAGGCCGGGAACCAUCAACUAAUGACAGUGAAGAGAGCAGUGACAGAGACUUUAACUUUAAACUUAGUAAGGCUAUUCCAGUGCAUGCAGAUAUUUUGAUUGCAAAUUCGACUAUCAGUGGCUAUGCAUCAUUCAGAAAUCCACGUCAAGGAAGCCGUUUUGUCCGCUGUAUUGUGGAGGUUUUUUGUGAGCAUGCAUGCCAUGAGGAUCUGCUUAGCAUGCUCACUAUGGUGAAUCAGAGGAUCAGCGAAAUGGGUGAAAUUACGACAAAGCAAGUGUCAGAGCCGGCAUAUACCUUGACAAAAAAGUUAUUCUUUUGGCCUGGACUGUAAUGAACAGGUCAUUGCAGUAUGCACUGGUUUACUUUUUAGAAACUCUUACUGUGCAUGUAACUCAUGAUAGUUUCUGAGUAGCUUGUUAAUUUGGAGGGAAACUGCUUCAACAUACACGUACCAUAUUAAAAAUAGUGUAGCAAGAUUCAU
This is a messenger RNA of Orbicella faveolata, 837 nucleotides long. Its product is annotated as caspase-3-like. Gene Ontology annotation, molecular function: cysteine-type endopeptidase activity. Lineage: Eukaryota; Metazoa; Cnidaria; Anthozoa; Scleractinia; Merulinidae. Gene Ontology annotation, biological process: proteolysis; regulation of apoptotic process. The record is from RefSeq and is a predicted model, not a curated record.